GGGAGGGUAAGAAAGACACAGCAUAGGAGAAGGAGGGUGCUGUGUGUCUCUCCUGCAUCAGCGCCAGCAUCACUGCCUUCGUCACCGGAAAACAACAAGAAACAGAUCACAGAUGGCAGAAGCUAUAGAGAAUAAACACCAUUAGCUGCAGCAGAGUUUCAUCUACAUCCAUCAGCUACUGAUUCUUAGAUGAUGUCACAGCAUCUUCACCUUUAUUAGCCAGAAGCAUCAAUCUCCCCAGAGAGACGGGGAAUUCUUCUAGGCAUGCCUUGAGAAGAGAAGACGGCGGCCAUCGCUCCAUCCCAUCACCAUGGGAAAUCAGGAGGCAAAGCAAAAACGAGCUGCACCUGCAUCUGGUAAUGGAAGCUACCCUUCACUGGAUGACGGAUGGAGGGAGGGAGGGGGGGACUUGACCAAAAAGGGGGGCAAGAAACACUAUGGCAAGCAUGGAGGUAAAGGAGCAAACAGCAGUGGAGGAGGAGGGACACAUGGCACAGGAGCAGGCAAAAAAAGAAACAAAUCCGACUCCAAGUCCUCCGUUUUUUCCCUGCGAAAGAGAAAGACCAACCAUAAAGGGAAGGGGGACACGUGCUCAUCGAUUCCUGAUCUGGCAUCACAGCACGAUGAGCUGGACAGCAGCAAAACACCUGACCUGUCCGCAGACGAGCUGGGACACUCUGAUUCAGAGACGGCUUUCCCCGAAAAGAAAAAGAAACCAGAACGGGAAAUCAGGAAGAGAGAAGGAGGAGAAGAGGAGAAGUUGGAGGUGCAGAGGAAAGCCUCAACAGCAGCAACCUCACCCACAGAGGAAGGAGGGCAGAAGGGAGGCAGCUCAGGAUCAGACACUGAUAUUUACAGCUUCCACUCAGCGGCUGACCAUGAGGAUUUACUCGCAGACAUCCAGCUGGCCAUCAGGCUGCAGCAUCAGCAACAUCUGGAUGGUGGAAACGCCAUCGCCGAGGCGGUUUCAGGAGGCAGGGACCUGACCCUUAAAGCACCGGAGGACAUGACCAAGAAGAGGAAUGGGAUCGAGAGGUUAACUCCUCAGGAGGUUCUUGAGACGACCCCAGAGUUAGAAGUGGCCUCGGAUGCUCUGUCCUUCCUAGAGAGUGAAAGUCCUCCGUCUGCCAAAGCCAAAGACCCGCCUCCACUGCUGCCGAGCAGAGAGACACACCUCUGCCCUCCCUCAGAGGUGAAGGGACAGGGGGACGUCCAGGAAAAGGUGGGGCCUUUGGAGUUAAGCAUGGGAGGAGAGGGGGAGAGAGAAACCAGCACAAAAGACCAGCAUGAGAACGUCUCCAUGGCUACUGGGGGGGUAGCAGCCGAACCAGUCGCUAUGGAAACCAGUGAUAAUGGCUCCCCUGAUGUCUCAAUUGACAGUGAAGGGAAAAGUCCCAGAAAGCUGGAGGAAGCAGACCUGAGCCCCGCUCCGGACAGCAGCAGUAAAAGUCCUGAAGCUGCAGAGGGACUGAGCUCAGGGGACGUGUUCGACGCUCACUUAGGCUCAGCUACGAGUGCCGAGUCCCUGGACGAAUGUCCCAUAGUGGGCUCCAAAACAAACCAACCCGUCGCUUCCUGUCCCAGUGCCUCUCCGCCCGACCAGCACUGCGGCAGGGGCAACAUUUGCUUCGUCACCCUGCCCCCCCAGGGGAGCCCAAAGCUGGCAAAGCAGCUCCUAAAGUCUACCCACCCCUCUAACUUUUACAGCCACGCUGUUAAAUCCUACCCCACCGUCUUUCCAUCCUACAUUAAGACCACCACGCGGCAGCUCAGCACGCCUGGACACUCCCCCGCUCUGUCUCCCUCCCAUAGCCCCCUGUCACCACGCAGAGCCCACCUCCACAGCCGCAGGACGUUUGUCGGAGAGCAUGAAACUCACAGACAGCGGUCUCUGAGCCUCACUGGGGCUCUAAGCCGCUCAGCUGACUGGACAGAGGAGCUGGAAAGGAGGCUGAGAGGCAGAGAAGUGGAUGGAGGAGAAUCAGGAGAUUAUCUGAUGGGCUACAGAGGAGGAGGCAGUCAACCUAUCUGUGCCACCAGAAGAUCCUCAUGUGGACAGGUCUCCCUUUGUCCUUUCCAGGAUGUUUUCACAGGUCGCACGCUCCUUGAGAAGCUGUUCCUGCAGCAGCAGCAGGAGGAACCAGAGGAAGCCGAGAGGCUCUGCUCUAAGAUCUUGGCCAUGGGUCUCCUGCUUCCUUUUACAGACUGCUUCAGAGAACAGAUGGGGGGCAGCACUGCUCACAUCCCCUCCACUGCAUCAGUCAAGUUUGAUCAUGACCAGCUUUAUACUUGGGCUGCAGUCAACCAGCCACCACACUCACUGGAUCUACUUGAGGGGAAACUCAUCGGUCAAAUCAAGAGCCAAUGGUCACCAUUAAAACAUGGGGGAGAAAACAGGACUGGGAUUAAAUCGACGGAUGGAGAUCAUCAUGAAGCUGUUCCCAAAACAAGACAACCAGAGAACGAAGAGACACCCUCAGAGGAGGAGUUUGUUUUGCCCUUAAAAAAGAUGAAGGAAAAACACGUUAAUGUUAUCCAGCAGCUUGAACAAACUAUUGAAGACCUCAGGACUAAGAUUGCUGAGCUUGAACGUCAGCCCCCUCUUCUGGAGGAGAAGGGUACAAGGACCAUCACCUCCACGACUGACAGAGAAUGUGGAGGAGAGGAUGGCCUGUUGAGGGCUCUCCGUGAUGCCCAUCUGCAAACAGAGGCGGGACCCCUGCUGGGCUGUCAGGAGGUCAAAUCCGUACAGACCUCGCCAAUGGAUGACAGCUUUGGGUUCAAAGUGCCUUGUAGAGAGCAGGAUGGAGGUUUUGAGAAGCCCCAAUCCAAGCGUGAUUGUGCAUGUCAGCUGGAUCCUUCGUCUGCACCUCCCCUGCCUCGAGGCGAAACUGCAACUCUUCACUCAGGCCGGACUAUGGUCCCACCUCCACCUCCUCCUCCAUUACCCCCAGGUCUAGAUUCAACCCUUCCAUCUGGUUCAACAGGUCCUUCUGCUCCACCUCCUCCUCCUCCUUUACCUGGUCUUCCAGGUCCUCCCCCGCCACCCCCUCCUCCACCUUUACCUGGACUUCCAGGUCUUCCCCCGCCACCCCCUCCUCCACCUUUACCAGGACUCCCUGGUCCUCCUCCACCUCCUCCUUUACCAGGUCUUCCAGGUCCUCCCCCGCCACCCCCUCCUCCCCCUUUACCUGGACUUCAAGGUCCUCCCCCGCCGCCACCACCUCCUCCUUUACCAGGACUCCCUGGUCCGCCUCCACCUCCUCCUUUACCAGGACUCCCUGGUCCGCCUCCACCUCCUCCUUUACCAGGUCUUCCAGGUCCUCCACCUCCACCCCCUCCUCCAGGCUGUGGGCCUCCUCCCCCUCCUCCACAAGGAUUGGUUUGUUUCCCCCCAAGUCUUCCUGGAGCAAUAGGUUCACUCCCCCCUCCGUUGCCCCUUGGUCUAUAUUCUCUGGCUUUAACUCAGGAGAAACCAGCCAGGAAAGCUGCAGUGGAGCCACCCAGGCCAAUGAAGCCCCUCUAUUGGACCAGGAUCCAGCUCCAAACAAAGAGGGACGCUCAUUCUGCACUUGUGUGGGAGACGGUCGAGGAACCUGAAGUAGAUUUUGAUGAAUUUGUGGCGCUCUUCUCAAAAACUGCAGUUAAAGAAAAGAAGCAGCCGCUCUCUGACACCAUCACCAAAUCUAAGGCAAAACAGGUGGUGAAGCUCCUGAACAAUAAGCGCUCACAGGCUGUUGGGAUCCUUAUGUCUUCAUUGCACCUCGACAUGAAAGAUAUCCAGCAUGCUAUCUUAAACUUGGACAACAACGUAGUGGACAUGGAGACCCUGCAGGCUCUUUAUGAAAAUAGGGCACAGCAAGAGGAACUGGAUAAAAUUGAAAAGCACAUAAAGUCGUCUAAAGACAAAGAGAAUGCUAAGCCACUGGAUAAACCUGAACAGUUUCUCUACCAGCUAUCGCUGAUCCCAAACUUCUCAAGCAGAGUCUUCUGCAUUCUCUUUCAGUCCAGCUUUUCUGAGUGCAUGUCAUCAAUCACAAGAAAAAUCAGCACCCUACAAAGGGUCUGCAAGACUCUGCAGGACAAUGAUUCAGUCAAGAAGAUUCUAGGUCUAGUUCUGGCAUUUGGUAAUUUCAUGAACGGUGGAAAUCGAACAAGAGGUCAAGCUGACGGCUUCACUCUUGACAUCUUGCCAAAACUCAAGGAUGUAAAGAGCAAUGAUGGUGCAAAAAGCCUUCUGUCAUACAUUGUAGCGUACUACCUCAGACACUUCGAUGAGGAUGCUGGGAAGGAAACAUCCGUGUUUCCACUUCCUGAGCCCCAUGACCUGUUUCAGGCUUCACAGAUGAAGUUUGAAGAUUUUCAGAAGGACUUGAUGAGGCUCCGGAAGGACCUUAGAGCGUGCACAUCUGAAGUGGAAAAGGUGUGCAAGGUGUCAGAUGAGGAGCACUUGCAGCCUUUCAAAGAGAAGAUGGAGGAGUUUCUUUCUCAAGCUAAAAGUGAACUGGAGACGCUGGAUGGUCAACUCAGCAGCACCCACAAACUGUUCCUUGAGCUCACAACGUUCUACUCGGUGAAGCCCAAAGCGGGAGAAAAAGAGGCUUCCCCCAACGUUUUAUUUUCCAUCUGGCAUGAGUUCUCUUCAGAUUUCAAGGAGCUGUGGAAAAAAGAGAACAAAACUAUCCUCAAAGAAAGGUUAAAAGCAGCAGAAGAGAGUUUCAGACAAGCCAAGGAGAAAACUUCCUACAGUGUGAAACCAAAACAUGCUUCUGGCAUCAAAGCCAAACUUGGCAUGAAGAUAUAACUUGGUUACCCGAACAGAGCGUGGUGAUGGAACCAGGGGAACCUGGAUGAACGCCGGAUAUGAAGCUGAGCCCACAUCAACAUCAUCUUUGAUUUCUUUUCAUUGUUCCGUUUGGCGUAGCGGAGCAUUGGACUACCUGUUCAGAACCAGCGUGACGGCGCCUACAGAGUUAUGGGCUAAUGUUGUAGCUAUCUGUGCAUUUCUUCAUCUGGUUUGUAGAAGACGCCAACAUACACUUUUAAUGUUUCCUGGUUUCAACCAGUCAGGUCUCCUUGUUGCCUGGUGUGGAUAUCAGCCAUCUUUGUUCUUCAGCGUGAUUAUCGCAAACAUCUCCGAGUCGCUCCGUUGUUUACAGUCGGUCUACUGGCAGCCUUCUUUCUGCCCUCCCCCAAUGCCAGGCUCCCACCUUUAGGUUUAGGCCCUUAGCAGAGAAAAUCAGAUCAUCCAGUCAGAUUGGUUCAAAGUUUUUUUAUCUAGGGAAAACCAGCUGAUUGCGUCCAGUUAUUGACCUUACAUGAUUUGGUCCUCCUGGAUGCGGAAACAGUGGUUGAAUUCCCUCACCCUGAGCAUGCAUGUAGCGACAGUGGAGAGGAAAAACUCCCUUUUAACAGGAAGAAAC
Molecule: messenger RNA, 5423 nt
Organism: Cyprinodon tularosa
Lineage: Eukaryota; Metazoa; Chordata; Actinopteri; Cyprinodontiformes; Cyprinodontidae
Product: formin-2-like
Exons: 19
Coding region: 311-4804 (1497 amino acids)
Biological process (GO): intracellular transport; actin nucleation
Cellular component (GO): actin filament; nucleus; endoplasmic reticulum membrane
Molecular function (GO): microtubule binding
Source: RefSeq, a predicted model, not a curated record